GAAAUGAUGAAUAGAACCACAGUGAGUGAAUUCCUGCUCUUGGGUUUUACCAGCAACCGUCAACUUGAAGUCCUGCUCGCAUCCCUACUGGCCAGUACAUACCUCCUGACCAUCACUGGGAAUGCAGUGAUUAUCACGAUCACACUGGUGAAUCACCAGCUCUGCACCCCGAUGUAUUUCUUCCUUCGACACUUUGCCAUACUGGAGAUCGGAUUCACCAUGACCAUCAUUCCCAAAGCACUGACCAACAUGUUCAGCGGUGAUGGAACCAUCUCUUUACCUGGAUGCUUCCUUCAGGUGUAUCUGUACCUAUCCCUGGGAUUGACAGAAUUCCUAUUGUUGGCUAUCAUGUCCAUUGAUAGAUACGUGGCCAUUUGCAACCCUCUCCAUUACACCUCCAUCAUGACUGGUCCCACCUGCUCACUACUGGUGCUUUGCUCUUGGAUGGCAGGGUUCUUGCUAAUUCUGGGUCCAGCAAUAGCAUUGCUUGGGUUGCCAUUUUGUGGCCCACGUGCCAUGGAUCAUUUCUUCUGUGACAUUGGAUCUCUGAUCAAACGGUCGUGCAUGGACACCAGUCUCCUGGAAUUCAUGGUUUUUCUUCUUGCUACUCUUUCCCUCCUUGGAACCUUGACCGUAAACCUUGUGUCCUAUGCCAAUAUCAUUUCCACCAUCAUGUGCAUCCCAUCCACAGAAGGGAGGCAGAAGGCCUUCUCCACCUGUAUCUCUCAAAUCACUGUGGUCUCUCUCACAUAUGGAAGCUGCAUCUUCAUGUACAUCAAACCAAGCUAUGCCAUGGAGUUAAGCUCCAGAAAGCGGGUAUCUAUUCUUAACACAGUAGUGGCCCCACUUCUAAAUCCAUUCAUAUACUGCCUGAGAAACAAGCAGGUUCAGGAUGCCCUGAAAACCAUUCUUAGUCAAAAGCUCUUUAAUCUCCAAAGUACAACCACAACCUAG
Varanus komodoensis (Komodo dragon) is the source of this 954-nucleotide messenger RNA. Its product is annotated as olfactory receptor 6C74-like. Gene Ontology annotation, cellular component: membrane. Gene Ontology annotation, biological process: G protein-coupled receptor signaling pathway. The transcript is spliced from 2 exons. Gene Ontology annotation, molecular function: G protein-coupled receptor activity; olfactory receptor activity. Lineage: Eukaryota; Metazoa; Chordata; Lepidosauria; Squamata; Varanidae. The record is from RefSeq and is a predicted model, not a curated record. Bases 4 to 954 code for a protein of 316 amino acids.